This is a messenger RNA of Varanus komodoensis (Komodo dragon), 840 nucleotides long. RefSeq names its product transmembrane protein 212 (gene TMEM212). The record is from RefSeq and is a predicted model, not a curated record. The coding region runs from base 1 to 840 and encodes 279 amino acids. NCBI's taxonomy places the organism in Eukaryota, Metazoa, Chordata, Lepidosauria, Squamata, Varanidae. The transcript has 5 exons.
AUGCACGUCAUGGACCAGCUGAGAGCAAGCAAUCUGAAGCUUAACCCAGACAAGCUAAAGUGCUCCUGUAUCACGUUAUUGGAUGAUCUGGAUGCAAAGGAUGCUGGGAUUCCAUUUAAGCUCUGCAUAAUUGGAAACAAUGGCUGCGACUCAGCCAGAGUCAAUAACUUUGCAUACACCAGGAAGUGGUCACUCCUCAUGGGAAAACAGAACAAGUCAAGCGCGCCGAGAGCGAGAGUGCAGGACAAGCUCAGAAUGCACCCAGGGAACUUAUUUGCGAUCACCGGGAAAAUACUCAUUUCCUUGGGGAUUCUAAGCCUCAUUUCUGGGAUUAUUGCCUUCUUCCCUGUGUUUUCCUAUAAACCUUGGUUUGUCGGAUGGAAUGUUCGCAUUGCUGCUCCCAUCUGGAGUGGAGCUUUGGCUGUUAUUGCAGGUGUACUCAUUGCUCUGGCUGAAAAACAAUGGACCCAGAGAUACCUGUGGGAAGCCGGCUUCACCUUUAACAUCUUAAAUAUCAUCAGCUCCCCAGUUCAAGGCACCAUUGCUUUUGCAUCGCUCUUUCUCGGCCCUUACUGCUACUACUCUUUUGCUGGGGCUUCAGGUACAAAUUACCUUGGCUAUGCCAUCCUGCUUCCUUUUCCUUAUGGCAAGUUUGCCCCUGCAUGCAGAGACCCAUCACACUAUGAAUGGUACCACCUGGCUUUGCAGCUACUCGACCUGUGCUCAAGCAUUGGCAUUCUCUGCGCAUCCCUGUCGACAGUAGUCAAACUCACCGCAAGACUGUUCCAGUUUGGACACUUAAAUGUGAGUAUUAGUGAUGGUUGGGAAAGUAAUGACUAG